Corapipo altera (White-ruffed manakin) is the source of this 2288-nucleotide messenger RNA. RefSeq lists its product as uncharacterized. Lineage: Eukaryota; Metazoa; Chordata; Aves; Passeriformes; Pipridae. The record is from RefSeq and is a predicted model, not a curated record. Bases 291 to 2267 code for a protein of 658 amino acids. The transcript is spliced from 12 exons.
AUGGGCUGCCCAAUGUGAGUUGUCCCCGGGGUCAUUUUGGGGCUGAAAAUGGUAAAGCCGAAGGUGCCUCAGCACAUGGAUUCCACCGGCUGCCAGGACCUGGGCAUGCCAGCAGUGAGGGACAAUGGGGAUGUUCCACAGAGGGCUGGGCUGCUGCUGUGUAACAAUGGGUGACCUGUGCCAGGGUGGGCCAUCGCCUUGAAACAGGGGACACCAUAAACAGAGCCACAUGCAGCAAGGAACGAGGGGGAGACCGCAGGGGGAGGAGCCUGUCAGCUGUGUCAGCAGCCAUGGCAGAGCUCACCCUGGGCCAGAUACUGGAUUCAGCCAUCGGGAUGCCCAAGACUGAGCCCAUCAACUUCGAGCAACUGCGCAACCUGCUGAAUGGGAUGCUUGUGAACCUGGGCCUGCGGGAUCUGGUCGUCCAGGAGAGUGGGGAACCCCCGGAGGGGACCCCGACAAUCCCCCCAGCUGCCUCCAUGGCUGCUGACCUUGAGGAGUUAAAGCAGAAAACAGAAGCCAAUGAAAGAGAAAUCGCUGAGGUCAGGGCUCUCUGUGAGCAGCUCCGUGUGGAGAUCAAUGAGGUGAAGGAGCAGCAGUCCCACAUGGAGGAGAACAUGCAGAAGAUGCAGGAGAUUCUGGACACGGCGAACUUGGAGGAUAUGGCAGAGAACCUCCACAAUGAGCUGACAGACCCUGUCAUGGACACUGUCACGUCUUCCAUGAAGGACAUUAUGGAUGAGGACGGACAGGUCCCCCCAGACUGGCAGCAGGUCCCCCCGGACUGGCAGCAGGAGCCUGGCAUGCACUCACACCCUUGGGAGGACCAGGGGCUGAUUGUCAUUGGCAAUGAAAUUGUCCUCACGGACAGGUUCAGGGCAUCCUCACCAAGGCAGCGGGAUACCCGGGCCCCCAGCCCUAUGCCCUCAAAAUCCACAGCUGAGGCACAGAGCAGAGGGAAGGAUUUGCCACCUGGGGUCACGAGCAGCCCCCGAGUCUCCUUCAUGGCAAGUGACACGGGAUGGAAUGACAUGGGAUGGAACAGCAUGGGACCGAUCAAGGACGAAGAGAUCCAGAUGGGCAUCUCCAAGGGAGCAGCUCUUCCCGGCCCCAAGGCAUGGAGCAGAGGGAAGAACAUGCCACAUGGGGCUGUGAGCAGCCCCCGAGUCUCCUUCAUGGCAAGUGACACAGGAUGGAAUGACAUGGGACAGAUCCAGGAUGAAGAGAUCAAGAUGGGCAUCUCCAAGGGAGCAGCUCUUCGAAGCUCAAGGGCAUGGAGCAGAGGGAAGAACUUGCUGCACGGGGUCACGAGCAGCCCCCGAGUGUCCUUCGUGGAAAGUGACGUGGGAUGGGAUGAUGUGGAUCAGAGCAGGGAUGAUGAGGAGAUCAAGACAAGCAUCUCAAAGGCAGAGGCUCUUCCCAGGCUCCUGGAUGUUCCCCCUGAGAUGAAGGACAUGGAACAGAUCAAGGACAAAGAGAUCAAGAUGAGAAUCUCCAAGGCAGAGUCUCUUCCCAGCCCCCUGGGUGCUCCCCCUGAGAUGAACGACAUGGAGCAGAUCAAGGACGAAGAAAUUGAGACGAGCUUCUCUAAGACAAAGAGUUUGGAUGGCAGUGUCACUGCCCUGAGAGUGCAUCCAGGAUCCCCUGGCAUCCACGGCCCCAUCCCGAUGAAGGCAGCACGAGGCCACCCAGCAUCACAGAGCCUCUGGAUGCCAGCUGAGAGUGUGGCUGGGACUGACAGUGGUAGCAGGUCCCGGACAGCCAAGGAGGCACAAGGAAGGGGCAGCUUCAGGAUGGAGCCCUCUGGGAUGAAGCUCCUAAAGGUGUCCUCUCCCGACUUCUUGCCCAGAGACCAGCCCUUCACCCUGCAGUUUUCUGGCCCGCCCUCUCCGCCCGGGUCUCCUGCCCUCCCUGGGCUCUCUCCGCCCGGGUCUCCUGCCCGCUCCAGACGCUCCGAUAUCAUCCCCUACACGCCGCCGCCGUCCCCCGGCCUCACGGGCCGCCUGCCCCCCAUCGUCAAACAGUACCAGGAGCGCGGCCAAAGGGAGCAGGCAGAGGGGUAUUCCCGCAGAUCCCCCAUGUACUGUGGGGGCCGGCACACCAGCAUCUGCCCAGUGCAGCCGAUGGAGCCCCUCCUCCCAGACCCCAGCAAGCCCGGCGUGUUUGACCUGGUGGGCAAGGAUGGAAUCGUCUACCGGGGCCGGCAGUGCAGGAGGACUCCUAUGGGGUCCUGGAUGGAAGGAGCAACCUAUUCCAACCUGCAGUAAAGAGCUACGAGCAGCCAAGCA